Guillardia theta CCMP2712 is the source of this 912-nucleotide messenger RNA. RefSeq lists its product as hypothetical. Bases 1 to 912 code for a protein of 303 amino acids. NCBI's taxonomy places the organism in Eukaryota, Cryptophyceae, Pyrenomonadales, Geminigeraceae. The transcript has a single exon. The record is from RefSeq and is a predicted model, not a curated record.
AUGACGUGUGCGAGAUCAUCGCCCCUCGUCCUGUUUGGUCUCUGGCUGUGUGUCGUCAACGGCGAGAGGCAGCUGAACUGCUAUGACGGGCCUUUCGCCUCUGUCCUUAUCCAUGGAUGCGUUGAUGACUGCAGGAGCUUCGAGACGCUGCAGGAGGCCGAGCAUCACUGCAACAGGCUCCCUUCUUGUGGGGGAAUCACGAAGUCAGCCUACGGGGACCAUGAGGCAAUCAGCCUUGGGGUGGGCCUAUACGAAGUGCGAGCGGGUCCAGCCAUCGGCAAGGCAGUGGGGGAAACCAGUUGGAUCAAGCAGGUGAACUGCCAGAGCAGUCGGUUGUCACGGCAGGAGCAGAGCGCGUUGAGCGACAUCAACAGGAUGGUGAGGAACCAUCAGCUGCAGCCGGAUGCCAAGACAUCAGACAAGGUGUGUUACUCGUACUCGGUUCCGAUCGAGGGCAAGUACCUCAACGGGUGUGUGGACAAGUGCCGGAGCUUUCACUCCCUGGACUCAGCCCAGAGAUACUGCAACACCUUGGAGAACUGCGGUGGAGUAACGCGCAGCAUGUACGGCGAAGGUCAGAAAUGGCACCAGGGCGACGGAGCGUUCGAAGUGAGGAUGGGUCCUGCGCUGAAGACGUCCAAGGACGGCGACCUGUCAUGGGUGAAGCUGAAAAUUCCGUGCGAAGGAAACUCCAUGAUGGGGAUCGACCAGCCAUACCGCGAAGAGACCUCUUCUGCCAUGCUGCUGGUCUACCUGAUAGGUUUCGCCGCCUUGCUGGGAACUGUCGUGUAUGUAAUGUACGUGAGGGGGAACGAGACUGCAGUGAUGAUCGUUGAGAAGGGAAGACACAAUCUGAGGAGACUGUUGGACAGGAAGAAGGGAGGCAAGAAUUCAGGGUAUGAAGCGUUGUAG